This is a messenger RNA of Adineta ricciae, 2505 nucleotides long. Lineage: Eukaryota; Metazoa; Rotifera; Eurotatoria; Adinetida; Adinetidae. The record is from the annotation of a GenBank genome assembly.
AUGUUGACUUGUCGUUUAAUGGAAGGUACAGUUCAUACAAGUUCGAUCAUUUCAUCGGCUCCAAUAUCUCGUGUUGGAACAUUUGUAUCUCCUGCGCAAUCUUGUCGCGGUGAUUUCUUCAGAGCGAGCCUCAAUGACCCAUUCAGUGUUAACAAUGAAAUAUCACAGAAUAGAAGUAUACAAUUUAUUGCAUCACAUCAAUCUGAUUACAAUACGUCGGCGUAUCUCACCAAUCCAACCAUAGAUUACGUUCAAGAUAAACUUGAUGAUAUUUUGUUCGCAUCGGAAGUAGUUCAAAGUAAUACAAGUGAAAUACGGAGUGAUGCUCCACCUAACACGAUACAUUCAUUGAUAUAUUUAUCGAUGCAUUUGAAUCAGGCGAUUUUCGUCGCCUACGCCAAGAACUCAAGCGAAAUUCUAGCUGAAGUAACAUUUGCAGCGACGUAUCAAUCCGAUAAUUCAUUUGUUGAUUUCAGUUUUCAAACAUUUGACUUUUAUUUUCUAAAUUUUCCAUCUGGAUGUACUCAUUUCUCACUAACGACACGUCAAUCGAGUAGGCAAUGGUUGGUGAACACCAAUGUUGGUUUUCGUUACACACAAGUCUAUCUAACAACAGCUGAAUGUCCUCCAACAAAAGGAUCGAUUCAAAACCUACUCGAUGAACUGAAUGUUCCCGGAGCUGCUAUUAUUGUUCUCAAUCGAGAUGGCAUUCUUUACGAACAAGCAUUCGGAUACCAUACUCCUCCAAUAUCGGAUUCACGCCGACCUAUCGACACUUCGCAAUCAAUUUUCAUGAUAGCAUCCAUUUCCAAAACAUUCGUUUCUGUAGCAGCAAUGCAAAUGGUUGAAUCCAAUCUGCUGAAUCUGGACACGGAUAUCAACGAAUAUUUAUCUCCGUUAAUGAAAAUUAUUCAUCCAUAUCACCCGAAUGUAACGAUCACGACUCGACAUCUGCUCACGCACACCGCUGGUAUUGGACCAAAUUGGGAAGAAGAGUCCAAACAUUAUCUUUCUGGUGAUAAAUUUACACAAACUAAUCUGGGUGACGUUCUCAAUGAUUAUUUAAGCCGCAAAAAAGGUUGGCUAUCAAUUCCACCUGGAAAUAUCACAUUAUACUCAAAUGUGGGUACUAGUCUAGCAGCAUUUAUCGUCGAGCGUCUUUCGGGCAUGUCAUAUGAACAGUAUGUACUUGAAAAAAUCUUGAAGCCCCUAGGUUUGGAUGACAAGAAAGCUGGUUUCCGUUUGAAAAACUUCGAAGAUAACAAGGCAGCUCUCGUUGAUCAUUAUGUGCACAAUGCUUCAUUUCUUGAAACUUACCAACAAAUGGGUCCACAAAUGAACAUUACUCAGGCAGGAAGCUCUGAUUGGUUGUAUAUACCAUUCUUUGGAUUGAGUAUAUAUCCAUCUGGAGCGUUACGUAUGUCAGCUCAUUCAUUGAGUAUAUUCUUUCGAUCUUUUCUGAAUAAUUUUCCAAAUCUUCUGCGCAAUCCAAGUACAAUGAAUGAAAUGCUAUAUAUUUUUCCUCAGCAAGACUAUAUGAACAUUUCGACAACUAAAUUCAGUCUGAUUUGGAAUUGGCCACUUGUUCAUGGACGACGUCUAGUUGGACACGAUGGGUCUGUGCCUGGUAUCACUACGACGAUGAUGGCAAACGAAAAGAGAGAUUUAGGCGUGGUAAUAUUAACCAAUGGCGAUAUUACAAGAUCAGACAGUGAAGCAAUGCAAAAAGAUACAACCAAACUGUUCCAAAUGCCGAUCGAAACGAUCCCAUCACUUAACACUGUACCAAUUGAAAUUGUCUAUCGUAUUCUUGAUCAAUUGGAUCUCAGAGACAUUAUCUUCUCUAUGCACGAAGUCCGCACACGUCUUAAUGCGAUUAUUUACAGUUAUUACCAAUAUAUAGGAGAUAAAACAUUGAAUCUCUACAGUCAACUUCCCGAUGGCCGAGGAACGGAAUUUCUUUCCAAUCUUCUUCUAAGAAACAACACACUUGUUAACCUGGAACUUGGCUGCAAUCAAAUAACUGCACUGGAUGCAAAGCAUCUUUACAAUGGUAUUCAAAACAAUGAGACACUCACUUCACUAUUUCUUCGAGGUAAUUCUGUUGGCUGUCAAGGCCUUGAAUAUUUCGCUCAAGUUCUCGAAAACAAUCAAACACUAUCAACUCUCUGCCUUUCACAUAAUCAUAUUGGUUCUAGAGCAGUAGCAUGUUUCGCUAAGACUCUACUAACAAAUCGGGCACCCACAUCAUUAAAUCUAUCUCACAAUAAGAUCGAUAGAGAAGGGGCAAAACAUUUUAUCGAAGUUUUGAAAAACAACAAAACACUGAAUGUAUUGAAUCUUACCAGCAAUGAAAUUAACUUUCUAGGAGUCAAAGAGCUUGUCUCUGUUGCAAUUGGAAAUGAGAAACUUUCGCUGCUAAACCUUUGGCGUAACGGCUACACUCCAGAUCGAGAAAUUGACCUACCAUUAAACGUAAAGCAGAAUCCAGCAAUACUUGUGUAG